AUGGGCCACUGGGCUCAAUAUUGCCUUGCUCCCAAGCCUGUCAAGCGACUCAAUCUGCUCGAGCGUGAUGGAAUCGCUACAGCAAAUGAGGAUGCUGAAGAGCUCUACAACGCAGAGGCAAUUGCAGCACCAAGCCGGUGGCUCCUAGACUCUAGUUGUACUAAUCUUAUGGGCAAUAAGAAGAGUCUUUUUGAGUGUUAUCAACUGAGCAUUGGAAAAUAUGGUGUUCAUUUAGAAAGGAAGAAUUGCACUCUUGUCAAUGUUGCUUGCGCUUUGUUAGCUGAUGCACAUCUUGACAAGAUGUUUUGGCAAGAGGCUAUAGCCACCGCAAUGCACGUACAAAAUCACCUUGCCACAGUUGCUUUGGAUGGAAAAACCCUUGAGGCAUUUUGGAUAGGUUCCACUCCUGAUGUGUCCCACUUUUGGGUCUUCGGUUGUGCAGCAUAUGCACAUACCCCUGAUCAACUUCAGAAAAAGCUAGAUCCCAAAAAGGCUCUUCAAGAUCCUUCUUUCAUUGCUGAGACUCAACUUGUUCCUUUGAUCCCAUUUAUGGGAGAUGGUCCACUCUUGCCUCUGCUUCAAGAUCCUAUUCCUGAGUUGCCACCAGAGAUUCCACUGGGGAAUCCUCCACUUCUGGACAUGCUUGAACCAGCUGAUGCUCCUCCAGUUGAGGAUAGGCCUCCGACACCUCCACCACCUUGUCGCUGUCGUGGCAUGCUUGAUCUGAUGCCAGUUCUUGAUCACCCUUGGGAACGUCGGCCCUCGUUGAAAGUCCGGGAAAAUGCUGAAGCAGAUGCUGCAGAACUUGAUGACAUUUGUGGCCUUUUUUACGUCGGCAUCCCCAUGACCUAUGAUGAGGCCAUCUCAGGACUUGAGGCUUCAUCUUGGAUGGAAGCUAUUGUGGAAGAAGUUUCUUCCAUUCAGGUUGUACAUUAUAAGGCACGGUUGGUUGUUCGCGGUUUUCACCAAGUCCAUGGCCUUGACUACGAUGAAACAUUCUCACCGGUUGUAAAAAUGGCUAGCCUCUAUACUCUUUUUGCACUUGCAGCUGCUCGCAAAUGGCAAGUCCACCAUAUGGACAUCAAAACUACAUUUUUGAAUGGGGAUUUGCAAGAGGACAUCUAUAUGCAUAUACUUCCUGGUUUUGAGGAUGAUGUUGCCCUUGGUGGCCCUAUAUGGCAACUGCGGAAAGCUUUGUAUGGCCUAAAAUAG
Selaginella moellendorffii is the source of this 1212-nucleotide messenger RNA. RefSeq lists its product as uncharacterized. The transcript is spliced from 4 exons. The record is from RefSeq and is a predicted model, not a curated record. The coding region runs from base 1 to 1212 and encodes 403 amino acids. NCBI's taxonomy places the organism in Eukaryota, Viridiplantae, Streptophyta, Lycopodiopsida, Selaginellales, Selaginellaceae.